Condylura cristata (star-nosed mole) is the source of this 1927-nucleotide messenger RNA. It is a transcript of the gene TRIP6, whose product is annotated as thyroid hormone receptor interactor 6. NCBI's taxonomy places the organism in Eukaryota, Metazoa, Chordata, Mammalia, Eulipotyphla, Talpidae. Bases 364 to 1809 code for a protein of 481 amino acids. The transcript is spliced from 9 exons. The record is from RefSeq and is a predicted model, not a curated record. Gene Ontology annotation, biological process: positive regulation of non-canonical NF-kappaB signal transduction.
UGUUGGGGGUGUGUGGGAGAGGGCCUUAGGGCAUCCCAGCGGGGAGGGAAACUGGGUUAACAGAAGCUGCCCACAGCCCCGUUGGGGGUCGGGCUGAAAGCGAUUCUCGCUGGGCAGGAGGGGGCCGACUACGGGAGGGACUGCAGUUUAGGGCCUAGGGGGCCACGUGACUCUCCCCCCGGAAUGCGGUGACGUCACCGGGGGCGUGGCCAUCCCCAAAAUUGGGGAGGAAGGAGGAAAAAAGCCAGAAAAAGUUUCUUUCCUGGAGUCCUAACAGAGGUGUGGGGCGGAAGCAGUGGUCCAGGCCAGAGGCUUGGGGCUCCUUGGGGCCCUGCCGCUGUCCGGAGUCCCCCGUUCCAGGCCAUGUCGGGACCCACCUGGCUCCCUCCGAAGCAGCCAGAGCACGCCAGAGCUUCUCACGGGAGAGCGCUCCCCCGAGGUGCUCCGGGGACGCCACCAGCCCACGGCGCAGCGCUGCAGCCCCACCCCAGGGUCAACUUUUGCCCCCUCCCUUCUGAGCAGUGUUACCAGGUACUGGGGGGACCAGAGGAUCGGGGGCUGGCCUGGAUGGGGUGCCAUGGAGCACCCCAGCGCUCACAGGGGUUUCCCCCAGACAGGGGAGCCUUGCGCCCAGGAAGCUUGGAUGCUGAGAUAGAUUCACUGACCAGCAUGCUGGCUGAGAUGGAUGGGGGUCGUGGCCAAGCCCCAAGGCAGCCAGAACGGCAGGCUUAUGAGCCCCCUCAUCUCCCUGCCUACAGCACUGGCUCAGGUUCCCUGAAGCUGAAUGGAGGGGGUGUUCCUCCCCCGUCACUCCCAGUAUCCCCCUAUGGGGGCCCGACUCCAGCCUCCUAUACCACAGCCACCACCCCUGCUGGCCCUGCCUUCCCUGUGCAAGUGAAGGUGGCACAGCCAGUGAGAGGCUGUGGCCCCCCAAGGCGGGGGACCUCUCAGGCCACCGGGCCCCUCCUGAGCCCUCAUUUCCCUCACCCGGGCCGAGGUGAGAUCUGGGGGUCUGGUUAUAGGAGCCACCGUGAGUCUGGGCCAGGGGGUAAAGAGGAGGCUGCCGGGGUCCCCGGCCCUGCAGGAGGAGGAAGAAGAGGAUACGGGGCCCAGGUCCCCUUGAACCAGCCACCUGAGGAGGAGCUUGAGAGACUGACCAAGAAGCUGGUGCAGGACAUGAACUGCCCACCCAGUGGGGAGUACUUUGGCCGGUGUGGUGGCUGUGGAGAAGAUGUGGUGGGGGAUGGGGCUGGGGUCGUUGCCCUAGACCGUGUCUUUCACGUUAGCUGCUUUGUGUGUUCCACAUGCCGGGCCCAGCUGCGGGGCCAACACUUCUAUGCUGUAGAGAAGAAGGCGUAUUGUGAGAACUGCUAUGUGGCCACCCUGGAGAAGUGCUCCACAUGCUCCCAGCCCAUCCUGGACAGGAUCCUUCGGGCUAUGGGGAAGGCCUAUCACCCUGGCUGCUUCACCUGUGUGGUGUGUCACCGUGGCCUUGAUGGCAUCCCCUUCACGGUGGACGCCACCAGCCAGAUCCACUGCAUUGAGGACUUCCACAGGAAGUUUGCCCCACGAUGCUCAGUAUGUGGUGGGGCUAUCAUGCCCGAGCCAGGCCAGGAGGAAACUGUGCGAAUCGUUGCCCUGGAUCGCAGUUUUCACAUUGGCUGUUACAAGUGUGAGGAAUGUGGGCUGUUGCUCUCCUCUGAGGGUGAGUGUCAGGGCUGUUACCCGCUGGAUGGGCACAUCCUAUGCAAGGCCUGCAGUGCCUGGCGCAUCCAGGAGCUCUCAGCCACUGUCACCACUGACUGCUGAGUCUUCCCAGAAGCAGCUGCUACUUUUCCAUUGUCACUGACCUCCCUCCCCGACAUCUAUUUUUACAAUUUUGUCACAGAAUCUUGUCUUUUCCUCUGAUCAUGAAAUAAUAAUCCCU